AUGGCCAUUCAAAAGAUUAUCGAAUCUCUUACCGUCAAAGAAUAUCUCUUCUUUAUCGUCUUAAUUACUGUUGUCUAUAUUUUUAACUUUUAUUACAAAUACUUUACUCGUACUAAUCCACUCCCGGGCCCGUUCCCUUUACCAUUCAUUGGAAACAUCCAUAAUGUCGGUCUUGAUGUAAGAAAGUUCUAUAAGGAAUGUCGACAGAAAUAUGGCGAUACUUGUGAAGUAAUGCUUAUGGGACUUAGAUGCAUUGUUCUCACGCGACCAGAUGAUAUUGAAAAAAUAUUAUCUCCAGCAUCAAAAGGUGAUGCAUAUAUAAGGAGGUUUCCGUAUACAGAAGGUGAAGCUGAAAUUGGGCAUUAUGGAUAUGGGCUUCUUAAUAACAUUAGUUAUAAACAUUGGAAGCGUAAUAGACAAUCCUUUACUCAUCUACUUGCACCUAAAUUUAUGGAUACGGUAAUAAAUUCUGCGAAUAAUUUGUAUGAAGAAUUAAGUGAAUAUUGGCAUACCCUUGGAAUACAACGUAAUAAUAAUGUUAAUGCUGAUAAUUGGGCGUUAGAAAUAGAUUUUCCUGCAUGGCUUUAUGGAUAUUCGAACGAUCUUAUUUCAAUACUAAUCACUGGAGAACGCACAUAUUCAAUGGUCUCUUAUUAUAACAAAAUAAGCAAUAUAAAGUCUAAAUUUUUUAAUGCGCUUAUCGAAGAUGAGGACACAUUCGUUCAGUCAAUUAUAAAACAUAUUGAUGGUGUCGAAUUUUUCAUGUUCAUUAACCCAUUCAUAAGACAUUAUGCUCCAAUAAUCAGAGACAAAUCAAUUUCUAUUUUAAAAAACCGUGAUUACUUAUUUGGAAGAUUGCGUAUGGUAAUUAAGAAGAGAAGGGAAGAAAUUGAAAAAAUGUCAGCGGAUACAGAAAUGAAAACCGAUAUGUUAACUUCCUUAAUCAUUGCAAACAAAAUAAGGGAUACUGAUAGUAUAACCGACAAACCAAUGAAUGAUGAGGAAAUCAGAGGCAAUUUAUUAGAAGCAUUUAUGGGUGGAACGGAAACCGGUCCUAAUGCAUUCUGUUACAUAACUUACUAUCUUUGCAAACACCCGCAUAUAAAACAAAAGGUGCUUUCAGAAAUUGACUCCGUCUUCCCGAAAUCAUCUAAUAAAUUUAGUGUAACACACGAUGAUCUCCUAAAACUAAAAUAUUGUGAAGCUGUAAUUAAAGAAACUCUCCGCCUUAUGCCUGUAAUUGGUCUUAACACUCGUUAUGUUACUGAAGAGUGUAAAAUUGCUGGAUAUAAAUGGCCUGCUGGUACACUGUUUCAUUUGGAUGUUUUAUCAACAAAUAGGGAUCCAGAGCUUUGGCCUAAUCCUGAAGUUUAUGAUCCAGAUAGGUUUUAUAAUAAUGAUCAAUCUGAUAAAAAAUUUUUACCAAUAUUUGGUGGAGGUCUACGAAUUUGCCCAGGAAGAAAGUUAGCAGUGGUCGAACUACUUAUAUUAAUGGCAUCAGUAUAUAAAAAUUUUAAUUUAGACUUAACGAAUACCCAUGAGUCAUUAAAAAUUUCUACUAACGGAGUUAUUCCUAAAGUUCUGGAGAUGAAUGUUAGAAUUAGUCCCCGAAUUUAA
This is a messenger RNA of Racocetra persica, 1617 nucleotides long. NCBI's taxonomy places the organism in Eukaryota, Fungi, Glomeromycota, Glomeromycetes, Diversisporales, Gigasporaceae. The record is from the annotation of a GenBank genome assembly.